Molecule: messenger RNA, 1640 nt
Organism: Pocillopora damicornis (cauliflower coral)
Lineage: Eukaryota; Metazoa; Cnidaria; Anthozoa; Scleractinia; Pocilloporidae
Product: pyroglutamylated RF-amide peptide receptor
Biological process (GO): G protein-coupled receptor signaling pathway
Cellular component (GO): membrane
Molecular function (GO): G protein-coupled receptor activity
Source: RefSeq, a predicted model, not a curated record
AUGAGGGACGUUGGUCUUGUUGCAGCUUUCUCAGUCAUGGUUCUGAUGGACCUUGUUGGCAACACAAUGGUUAUCCUCGUAAUACUCUUAAACAAGUCCAUGAAAACACCAAUGAAUCGCCUGUUGCUAAACUUGGCCGUUGCAGAUGUGACAGUGGCCAUUUUCACGGCAUUACAGUUCGUUCUUGGACCCUUUUAUCAACACCCAACUGGAAGCACAGGGGCUUUAUUGUGUAAGUUCAUCACAGGGGGGCCUAUGAUAUGGACAGCAGCACUUGUAUCAAUAUGCAACUUAGUUGCCAUCUCGUAUGAAAGAUAUCAAGCGGUUGUGCUGCCCCUUUCAGGCCGUGGAGAAAUUACCAACUGGAAACUUAAAUUCAUCAUCCCAGGCUGCUGGUUGGCGGGCUUCCUUUGGAAUAUUCCUCUUCUUGUGACCGUGACCUAUCAAGAGGAAUCAGGAGCCUGUGGAGAGUAUUGGCCAGGCCCCGUAUCGCCGAUAGCUUACAGUUUAGGGUGGGACGUAGUUGCUGGAAUACUGCCCAUCACUGCAAUGAGUUAUUGGUACUCAAAAGUGGUUUGCCACCUUUGGUUUAAUAAAACUCCUGGGGUUAAAUCUGCGGCUACUAAGAUGGUUAUUUUGCAAAGAAAAAGGGCAACCUUAGUAGUCAUCUCUGUUAGCAUCAUCUACGCCAUAUGUUGGGUACCAGUCCUAGUGAUGUACACUGUGACCCACACCCUUCCAAAUCAGGAAUUGUACAGUCGUUUACAUAGAGUCACCAUUUUAUUAGCCAUGUUUAAUUCUUGCAUCAAUCCAGUUGUGUACAGCUUCACUAGUACUCGUUUUCGAACACAAUUUUUAAGACUUAUAAGGUGCACGAGAACAGCUAAGGGCCAGCUAGCCUCCUCUCACAAAAAGCAACAAGAGAAAACGAUAGUGUACCUCUGAGAAUUUACAAAGAAGAAAUCCAAAGAGAGGUUGAUCCUGCUUCUGUUUUGUUAUUCUAAUGAACUCAUGGCUAGAAGGCUGAAAUUUCAAGUGGCCAAUCGCUGUCAUUUUACGUAAGCAGAAUCGCAAACUCUUUACCAUAUCUAGAAAGUCAGGGUACUACAUUAAACCUUUGACUCUCAAGAUUUCAAAAGUAAUUCUCCUCACCAUCUGCCAUAUAAUUUAUGUGAUGUUAGUUUCGACCAAGAAUCCCCUUAUUGAUAUUUUUCUUUAUUCUCAUUACUUGUCUGCUUGAUAUCAUACUGAUAAUGUGAGGAGAAAUUCUGUCUAGGUCACUAGUGGGACUUAAAGGGUUAAGACUUAUCUUAAUUCAAUCUAAAUGGAGGAUAUCUUGUAAAAAGGCCGAUAUACCAUUUAGAAAUAACAACAGUAUGAGGGGCACUUUGACCUUGUGGCUCCUACAUGUACAUCAGUAUCUUGUUAAAGACCCAGAUCCCAGUCCCCACUAUGCUUAUUGUCUUAUGUUUGCCCAGGAAAAGCAAUGGUUUCUCAGAAUCUAUUUCCAAUGAACCAAAAGUUCAUAGAGAAGACAACUACAAGACAACAAUACAACGUGUAAUUCACAUAAACCAAUGACACUAAUUUAUUAUAAUUACUCUAUUUUACAACAUUGUUGAGUGAUUAGAAAUGUUUUU